Gamsiella multidivaricata is the source of this 1199-nucleotide messenger RNA. RefSeq lists its product as uncharacterized. Bases 342 to 977 code for a protein of 211 amino acids. NCBI's taxonomy places the organism in Eukaryota, Fungi, Mortierellomycota, Mortierellomycetes, Mortierellales, Mortierellaceae. The record is from RefSeq and is a predicted model, not a curated record. The transcript has a single exon.
CUUGUCGAAUACGAGAGGUAAUUUGUUUUGUCGCUAAUGAUAAUGAACGAUGCUGUGAUCAUAAUCCUAACUCUUUUUUUUUUGUGCUUGGGUUCUAUUUAUUUGCAGGCACUGCUCACCAGCGACAGCCUUCGUCUGCCCAUCAGCAGCAGACAUCUUCCGACACUCUGCUGCCGCACCACCUCAAAAACUUCAGCACGGGCUCGACGCUGUCUGCAAGCUCGAACUACUCUGCUCAGACCCUGAACGGAGGUAGCCCCAUUACGCCCAUAAGCUUCCACCCCAAGGAGUUUGAUGCGAGCCAAGAGUUCCCUCCCAAUACACCCGUGGACCUCAAGGCGAUGGACUUUGACACGCUUCUGAGAACAGCUGAGCGUGAGCAACAAAAGGGGCAGGAGGAGCGGACGCUGAAGAAGAAGAAGAGCUUUCAGUUCCAGAAUCCGAAGCCCCUCAAGAUUCAUAUGGCUGGAUCAGGAAGCCGACAAAACGUGGAAAAUUAUUCGAACGGCUUCCAAAAGACCCAGGCCUCGCCCUUUAGCGCCAAGAGUGCUCUUUCUGCCUUGGUGGCGUCUGCGCCCAACUUGGACGAUCUGCGCACUCGGGGCUCCGAUGCGAGUUGUCAUAGUAACAUCAGCCAGCAGUACAGUCCUCCCGGCAACAGGAGUCACAGCAGUAACGGUGGCAAGUACGGAGGAUUGCAGGUGCAGACCAAUCGACCGGAGGCGCCACGACCGCCGACGUCGCUAGGCCAUGCGAGGCUUCCAAUCUCUAAGAGUGCGAUCACAUUUGAGUUGGCGGAGAAUGCGGUCAUGGCCUCUCACGCCAGCCGGCAUAAUCCUCGCUCCAGGCGGGUGAUGAAGAAGAAGACGAGCGUUAUCAAGCUGAGCGGCAAUGUCCAGGGCCGACGAGAGGACGAUGGCAUGAUCAGGGUAACAGUCGCGCCAACGGUGGAUCAUCGUCAAUGGCGCGCGACGUGAAAGGGAGCUAAAUCUGUUUUUGUUUGUUGAUGUAUUGUAUUUUUCCCCCCUCCAUUCUGUAUAUUCAUCAUACCUGUGUUUUUAGUUUCUUGUGGAGAAGGCACGUUCGUUGCCUUGCUUCACGCAUUUCACAUUCAUCGACUCUUUUGUAUUGCAGUGGAUUUCUGUCAAACAACUAAGGCGAUCAUCGGUUUAUUCCAAAAAAAAAAAAAAAAAAAAAAA